This is a messenger RNA of Schizophyllum commune H4-8, 852 nucleotides long. RefSeq names its product DUF298-domain-containing protein. The coding region runs from base 439 to 756 and encodes 105 amino acids. Gene Ontology annotation, biological process: positive regulation of ubiquitin-protein transferase activity; protein neddylation. Gene Ontology annotation, cellular component: ubiquitin ligase complex. Gene Ontology annotation, molecular function: ubiquitin conjugating enzyme binding; cullin family protein binding; ubiquitin-like protein binding. The transcript has 4 exons. The record is from RefSeq and is a predicted model, not a curated record. NCBI's taxonomy places the organism in Eukaryota, Fungi, Basidiomycota, Agaricomycetes, Agaricales, Schizophyllaceae.
UACAAGGGUGCGUGGCUGGUCCCUCUGCUCGAGCACGAUGCUGACGACGCGGCAGAUCCUUGGGGUGGAUCCCGAGGAUGUCGUACUUCUCGCGGUGGCGUUCGAGCUCAAGGCACCGCGGCUCGGUUCGUGGGCCAAGACCGGAUGGGUCGAAGGGUGGAAGCGCCUGGGGUACGCUCACCUUCAUUCCGCCUCAUCCAUAGCCCUUGCUGACAUACCCUGCCCCUGCUAGCUGUGACAAGCUUCCCGCCAUGCAGGCUGCGCUGAUGAAGUUGCGCGAUCGACUCGGGUCCGAGCCACAAUACUUCAACAAGGUGUACGCGUAUACGUUUGAGUUCUCGCGCGCUGAGGGUGCGCGGAGUCUUGGUACGUUUGCGGACUCCCAUCGGGCACCCACUCUUGGCGCGGCUGACGCGGUGACCUCCGGUAGCGGCCGACAUGGCGAAGGCAUUCUGGCAGCUGCUCAUCCCCCACGGCCUGCGAGGCGGUGCUGUGUCGCAUGUCCGUCGGCGCGACGACGAUGACGAUGUCGACAUGAGUGACGAGGAGGGGUGGAAGGAUGAGUAUACGCAAUGGUGGUUCGAAUUCCUGGACGAGAAGAACGUGAAGGGCAUCAGCAAGGAUACGUGGCAGAUGUUCCUCGAGUUUGUGCGCACCAUUGAUUCCAAGUUCGAGAAGUAUGAUCUGGAAGCGGCUUGGCCGUCGACGAUCGACGACUUUGUCGAGUACACCAAGGAGCGCCUGGCGCGCUCUUGAGAAAGUAGUAUCGUUUUCUUGUGUGCAUAAUUUUCCUAUCCUGCUGUCGUUGUUGUAUCGCAUUAUUAUCAUCGUUCAAAGUUUUAUAAGGGCGCA